AUGGGAAAGAUACAUACGGUUUCUGAUUUAAAUUUCCUAAAUCCUAGGACGUUAUACACUUGGUUUAAGGGUGGAUCACCUACAGGUCAAGGUAAAUUUGCAGUUGUGGAUGUUCGAGAUUCAGAUUAUAUAGGGGGACAUAUUCGAGGUUGCUAUCAUUAUCCGGCUGGUAACUUUAGUUAUACAUUACCCGAUUUACAAGAAAGAUUGUUUACUAAUGGAAUUAAUGAUGUUGUAUUUCAUUGCGCAUUAUCGCAAGUUAGAGGUCCAGGAUCAACUAUAAAAUUUAUAAAUUCGUUGAAUGGAAUUAAUGAUCCCGAGAGGGAACAAUAUUUCUCAUCCUUGAGGGUAUGGGUUUUGCGAGGUGGGUUCACUAAAUGGCAAGAAGAGUACGGAGAAGAUUCUGAUGUGACUGAAGAUUACAAUAAGGAGCUUUGGCAGUCAGACUACUGA
Molecule: messenger RNA, 453 nt
Organism: Scheffersomyces amazonensis
Lineage: Eukaryota; Fungi; Ascomycota; Pichiomycetes; Serinales; Debaryomycetaceae
Product: phosphatase
Exons: 1
Coding region: 1-453 (150 amino acids)
Cellular component (GO): cytoplasm; nucleus
Molecular function (GO): protein tyrosine phosphatase activity
Source: RefSeq, a predicted model, not a curated record